AUGGAGAAGGAGCUGAGUGAGCUUUUUGAAUCUGUGAAGAGGGCCGCAGAUGCUGCUGAGAACUCUCCAGGAGAAGAGGAUCGGUGCAUUGAUGCAUUAAAACAGCUCAAGAAGUUCCCAGUCAAUUAUGAAGUUCUUGUGUCCACAAAGGUUGGGAAACAUCUCCGCCAGCUGACCAAACACAGAAGCGAUCGGAUCAAGACCUUAGCAACUGAUGUGGUCGGGAUAUGGAAGGGCAUAAUCGUCAAAGAAACUUCCACAGCCAAGAAAAACGGUGUUACUGACCUCACUGAAACCAACAAUACAAAGAACCUCCACAGAACAAACUCCAUCAAGGCUGAGCAAUCCUCAUCAGCCAAGAAACUACAAAUAGAGAAAACCACAACCACAACCUCAACCUAUAAUGCCCACUCGAGCACGUCCACCAUCAAAACUGAGACGAAGGUCAAAGUUGAGAAGUCAAAUGUGGCGGCGGCCCCACCGAAGCUCACGUCCCUUGUCUAUUGCAAGGACGAGCCCCGUGACCGAAUUCGGGAACUUCUCGCCGAGGCCCUGUGCAAGGUUCCGGGUGAGGUCGAGCACGAUUCGUCCCUCGGGGACCGUGUUGGGAGAUGCGAUCCUUACAGGGUUGCAGUCAUGGUGGAGACUGCCAUGUUCGACAAGUGGGGAAGCUCGAAGGGGGCUCAGAAGCACAGGUACCGCUCGAUCAUGUUCAACAUCAAGGACAAUAACAACCCGGAUUUCCGGAGGAAAGUGCUCGUGGGGGAAUUUGAGCCUCGGGCAGUGCCCGACCUGACUCCCGAACAGAUGGCGAGCGACGAGCGGCGAGUGGAGAACGAGAAGCUCAAGCAGAAGGCGCUGUUCAACAGCGAGCGGGCGGCGGCCCCAAAGGCAAGCACGAACGAGUUCACGUGCGGGAGGUGCAAGAAGAAGGAGACGACGUAUUACCAGAUGCAGACUAGGAGUGCAGACGAGCCCAUGACGACUUUUGUCACUUGCGUCAACUGCGGGAACCAUUGGAAAUUCUGUUAG
Molecule: messenger RNA, 1032 nt
Organism: Striga hermonthica
Lineage: Eukaryota; Viridiplantae; Streptophyta; Magnoliopsida; Lamiales; Orobanchaceae
Source: the annotation of a GenBank genome assembly